Trypanosoma grayi is the source of this 3336-nucleotide messenger RNA. RefSeq lists its product as hypothetical. The record is from RefSeq and is a predicted model, not a curated record. The transcript has a single exon. NCBI's taxonomy places the organism in Eukaryota, Euglenozoa, Kinetoplastea, Trypanosomatida, Trypanosomatidae. Bases 1 to 3336 code for a protein of 1111 amino acids.
AUGAGAAAAGGGGGUGCCCGAGUUGGACGUGCUUUUCGUUCCUCAGUUAUCAAUCAGCAGCGCUGCGUCACUCCACAUCUCCAGCAGGUGUCUUAUCUCCUGCCACUUACACCAGGGGCUUCGUGCGGCGUGGAGGAUGCCCAGAGACUUUUUGUGCGAUGCUGUCGUCUGUAUGGAGAAGAUAAAGGGCAGCGCAGCGGUGACAACAAUGCCGAUAUGCGACCGAGUUUUGAGGAAAGCAUUGCAUCACUUCGGCGUCUUGGGUUGGUGUCACCGCUGCUGCACAACGAGCACGCGGCAGUGAAUGGCGCAGAAGCGAACACGAUCCAGCGUGCACCCUUCGUCACAGUCCAACUGCACUCAAUUGAUGUGAACUCUUCCCCUGGAGGAGGCAAGGAGGAUGCAGUGGCGCUGUUUCAACUUCUGCACGGUGUCAUUAUCCCAUUAUUGUACUCACGCAUUGAAGCUAUCGCUACUUCUAGUUCUCGAACCGACUCACGUCACACGGAAAAGGUGGAAGUGAAUGCGUGUCUUGACUUGUUGCAGCCUCGGCCACGAGGAUCCGGCACUAGUGACACCGCGUGUCGUUUCCUCACGGAAUUGGUGAAUGAGGCACUUAUUGCCGGCGUACGCGAGCGGGUGCUGCAUCCGUGCGGCAAUGGCCUCUUUCAGCUCCACCGAGACGUGCUGCAGCGGACGUCGCCCUGUUUAUUGGCUCUCCAAUGGUGGUGGUGGAGACGAGUGGUGCCGAGUGUACAUCGCGCAAUGGAUACCGGAACGAGGGCGGAAGCUUUGCCACUCGAGGCGUGGAUAGAUGUGCUGCAGGCGCGUGUCAAGCUCUUAUUUGACAAGCGUGACGAGAGCAUGCCGCGCUUUCUUGCCAAAGGGCCAUUGGAUGCUGCGAUGACACUCGUCACGGACGCGGCACGUUGCUGGGGUCUGUACCCCUUGCCAGAAGACCGGCCAUCAUCGGGCGCAGCAGCAGCAGCAGGAACAACAACAACGACCCUGCCAAAGUGGCAGCUGCAGCUUUCAGAUGAGGCACGUGUGGCAUUGGCAUUGGAAACAUUGGGCUCUAUGAGGGCCUGUCUUGCACGUCGUCCGGCCGGUGUGGUCAUUAGUGAGUUAUCGACACUGGUAUCGUGGCCACUGUUGUCGAGUUUUCUGCGCAAGCGAAGUCUUCUAAAGGCACUAUCGCAUUUCCCCUUCCAUUUUACUGUGUCAUCAGUGCAAGGCGUGCUUGUGGCACAUCAGCAGCUCAACGUAGCUCUAAAAGGCAGUAUCACUGCCGAAGAGGCGUCAGCGUGGCUCUUGUCAAACCGAAACGAACCAAAUGCAGCUGCUCCUGGAGUCUUCCUGCAAGAAGUGGACGUGGUUAUUCGGGCUGUGACAUUUCUGCGGAAGCGUCAUCUGCGCGGCAUAUCUGUUAUGUUUGAUGAGUUGCGCGGUGUUCUCCUAUCCUCAGCCGGUGGAAAUGGCAGCAGCAGCAACAGUGGCGGAAAUGAAGUGUUGGGUGUUCUGCGUCGGUACGAUGUCAUCGCCGGUUUGGACACUGAGGAGAUUAUCUCGUGGGCGGCUGUGCAGCGCGAUACAGUACAACUGUCGCUACGGGAAACAAGGGCACUGAGAGCUUUGGAAGCCUUCCGAAAGAAGACCCUGGUCAGUCAUGAGUUGUACGCCGAGGCGAUCGAGCCCUUUCUGCACCGCUGCAGCAACGAGGCAAGAGCAAUUGAUGGUGAUGUUCUUCCAAUUACACUGCUCGAGCGCUGGUUACAAUCCGAGCGCUGUUUACUGAAGCGGGCGGACCUCCUUAAGGUUUUGCGCCAAUUCAAUAAGGGCUUUCCCCUUGAUGAAGAGGAGCUUUGCAUACACUUGAAGGGUGGCUCUGAAACAUUAGCACCAUUAAUUUCCUGCAGCGCUCCUCCGCCUCCAGUGUCCCCGUCCCAGUUAGCCCCGACGUCGGUACCCCGGGCCCGUUACAACUACGGACUUGCGUUUGAUUCGCAACUGUCGCGUGUGCUGGAUGCACAGCAACCGGACGCGUUGCACCACUUCGCACAGACGACAGUCUACGCGGUGUUUGAGCUACUCAUGCCUGUUGUGUCUGUUCCGUCAGGAGUGCGGAUGCAAACCCUGAUCCGCCGCGUUCGCUGGAAUUGUGUUGCAGCAACGCUUGGUACUCUUUCUUCGUUCGUUGAGGCAUUCGACGGUCUUUUUUUCGAUGUGUUCGAAGAAAAUUUGGGCGAUACAGAAGAAUGUGUGGUGACAGCGUAUCGCGGUCCUGUUGGGGCAUGGAUGCUGUACGCUCGUCUCAUCGCUCGUCUUUUCCCACCCGACGAGGACAUGCCGCUUCGACUGGUCGCGGAGAGCCUCUCAUGGAAUUUGCGCUUCGCCCCUCGGUUUGGUGAUCUUCCGGCGCUGCUGCGUUGCGUGGGGCGCUGUUGUCGCGAUGGGUAUGUGCUCGCGACAGAAAGGACGAUAGCUGACACCUCCACUGCCGCCAUGUAUGACGAUUCGGUGCUCUGGGGGCUACUGGAUAGUGUGAGAGAGCAUCAACAGCAAGAGUCGGAAGGUGCCGCUCAGCUACCAACACACGUGUUGCUGAAACCGAUGGAGCUUCGCCAAUACGUUAUGGGUGUUUUGGGGGCUGACACAGACAGUUCCGAUGGGAUGUCUCUGGCGGAGACGGCGGUGCGUCGACUUCCAUUAUUCUUCCAAUGGCAUACUGCCCCGUCUGGCCCAGCGGCACUGGUGCGCGUCGUAUUACCGCACGCUGCUGCUACCACUGGGUUGGUAGCCUUCAUUGAAGGGUAUGUGUGCCCGCUGCUGCGGCAGCACCACGGCGUGUCGGUCGAAGAGUUGGACGAGCGACUCGGGUGGUCCUGCGGCUGCUUUGACCAUCAUCCCGCCGGCGUGCGUGUCGUGAAGGGUGUCGUCAGCGCGGCUUCACUAUUUGGCGUCCUNUGGAGGUACGCGGAGGCUGUGCAACAAACGCGGAUCCUGCUGCGGCCGAGUGCUUUGCCGCCAGACCACCCAGUUAUGGUGUGCCCCAACACCGCUGUGUAUCGUAGUCCAGAGGAUAUGCUGCUGGAGGUGAACGGGCUUGAAUCUGUGGCGAACAGUGACGUGCUGCUACGACCUUCCGGGAGGCCUAUUUCAUUAUUCGAGGUGCUGGCACAGGAACGUGAACUAUGUGGCGACAUCAGCGAUACCUCUCGUUGCACAGGCUCGGAAGAGUGGCAUGUCUCGCUGCAGUGUGGUGGCAGUGGACCUGACGAGUGGGAGAAGGAGCUGGCGGAGGGCAGAGGUGACAUUCUUGUGUGGUGUGAGGCGUGA